AUGGCAUCUCGUUCCCGUUUACGUCUGCUGUCCACCUUCCGGGUACCUCUAUCUACUCGUCGCUUUGCGACCGAGUCGCGGUUAGCCUCGGACCAUGUUCGCAUCGUCGAGGUUGGCCCUCGUGAUGGUCUACAGAAUGAAAAAAAGGCUAUUCCAAAGGAAACAAAACUGGAAUUGAUCGAGAAAUUGGCCAAGACAGGUGUCACUACCAUCGAGGCAGGCUCAUUUGUCCCCGCCAAAUGGGUACCACAGAUGGCAAGCACGGCUGAAAUCUGCGAGCAUCUUCUCACAUCUCCGCCUUCAUCUCAUAAUACAACAAUCGCAUACAACUACCUUGUCCCCAACAUUAAGGGACUGGAAAGCUUGGUGAAGAUCAUGGACUCCACUGGCGUUCCUGCCGAUGCACCGGGCUCGGCAACCAAAGCCGCUACCACCACCGAAAUUUCCCUUUUUGCAGCCGCCACAGAAGCUUUCUCUAAAGCUAAUACUAAUUGUACAAUUGCUGAGUCCCUGGAGCGGAUCAAGCCAAUCGUCGCAUUAGCCAAGACAAAAGAUAUCCGAGUUCGCGGCUAUGUAUCAGUUGCUCUCGGAUGCCCCUACGAAGGCCCCGAGGUGAGCCCAACCAAGGUGGCAGAUAUCACGGCAACCCUCCUGGAGAUGGGCGCCGAUGAGGUUUCGGUGGCCGAUACCACCGGCAUGGGAACGGCACCCCGAACCGUAGAGCUUCUGAAAGCUCUCAAGGCUGCGGGGAUUGCCAACACUGACCUGGCGUUGCACUUCCACGACACUUACGGACAAGCCUUGGUGAAUACGAUUGUCGCACUGGAGCAUGGUGUCCGCAUUUUCGAUAGCAGUGUUGGAGGUCUGGGAGGAUGCCCGUACUCCAAGGGUGCCACUGGCAAUGUCUCCACGGAGGAUCUUAUCCAUACCAUCCACAGCCUGGGAAUGCAUACGGGUAUCAGUCUGGAGGAAAUGUCGCAGAUCGGGUCAUGGAUCAGUGGUGAGCUGGGCCGCAUCAAUGAUAGUCGCGCGGGCAAGGCAACCUUGGGUCGGCUGUCAAAAAUUUGA
This is a messenger RNA of Penicillium waksmanii, 1068 nucleotides long. RefSeq names its product hydroxymethylglutaryl-CoA lyase. The transcript has 2 exons. Gene Ontology annotation, biological process: L-leucine catabolic process; ketone body biosynthetic process. The record is from RefSeq and is a predicted model, not a curated record. NCBI's taxonomy places the organism in Eukaryota, Fungi, Ascomycota, Eurotiomycetes, Eurotiales, Aspergillaceae. The coding region runs from base 1 to 1068 and encodes 355 amino acids. Gene Ontology annotation, molecular function: hydroxymethylglutaryl-CoA lyase activity.